AAAGUUUCAAAAACUAAUGGCAAAAGCAAUAUUCACCAAGUAUUAAAGCCAAGCCUCAGCCUUACCUAAUGUCAUGAUAGUUGAUUGUAAAACACAAUAGGGCAGUACACUUUUAAUGUUAUAUCGUCUACUGUAACAAAAACAGGCUAUUAAACUUGCUGAAGAUGACAUUGAAUUCGAAAUUUGCUCCGAAUCAAAGAUAAUAAUUAAAUGGAUACACCAGGACCAUCAAGUAAAAGAAGUGCUUCGCCAUCUCUUGAAACUCCUUGCAAAAAAAGUCUUUUAAGUACUAUUCCUGAAGCACCAAGUUCAUGCAGUUCAAAAUAUAUUGAUUUUGAAGAAAAUCUAAUAUGCGUUAUUUGUCAGGAAAUAUUUCAUGACUGUUAUAGUUGCCAGCCAUGUAUGCAUUCAUUUUGUGCAGGGUGUUAUUCAGUUUGGAAGCUAGAGUCGUCACAAUGUCCUACUUGUCGGAAGGAAGUGGAGUCUGUUUAUAAAAAUCAUACACUGAACAAUCUAAGUUUGGCUUACCUAAAUCUCAAUCCAAAUAAAUGUCGAAGCAAAGAAGAUUUGUUAAUGUUAGACAAAAGAAAUACAUUAAGUUCUCCAAAGACUGAGAUGAUAAAAUGUGAAGUUGUUGAUAGUGACUCGAACGAUGAAGAAGACAAUAGAAAUCAAACAAUAAAUGAUUUCCCAAGACCAUUUCAUUUAAGGAGUUCUUUUAAAUGCAGAGAGUGUGUUGGAUAUAGCUCAUCUGACUCAACUGACUCUGAUAAUCUUUAUCAGAGAUCCAAUACAGGAAACAUUUGUCAAGAGGGAGAUACACAUUUAAUAUGCUCGUGUUGCUUUAGAUUAAUCUCAGCUGUUCCACCACUUUCUGAUAGGAGAUGUGUGUGUUGUGGUAGAUUUUUUUGUCAUUUGUACUGGAAGUGCUCUAAACCAGGAUGCUGUGGGUGCUUGUCAAAAUUUAAAGACAUGGACUUGGAUGAAAAACAUUUAUCAGAGUUGAUAUCUAAAAAUCCAUUUGAAUCUGAAAUAUUAAAAAAUUAUCUUGUCAGCAAAAACAUGAAAAUAAAAGAUCUUUUAACACAUUGUCUUCAAAAGCUAGAUUUAAAGCAGUUUACCACCACAAAGGCUGCAAAUAUUAAUUCAGAAGAUAUUCUGUGCUACUGCUGUGUUUUAACAUUAUUGAAAGAAUUAGCUUAUCAAUAUCGGGUUAAUAUACCUAGCUCUGAACUACCUGUGGAUGUUGUUAACAGACCAAACUGCUAUUGGGGUAAUAAUUGCAGGACCCAAACUCAUUCACCUAACCAUGCAAGGAAGUUCAACCAUAUUUGUACACAAACAAGAUUUUCGUAACAUUCAAGAUAUAUAAUUGUGUUAUACAUAAGAUAUAUGUGUGUAUGCGUGUGUGAUUAUAUAUACAUGUGGGUAUUUGUGUGUGUUUAUGCAUGUGGCAGUAUCUUAUUCAUUUAAAAUUUGUUUGAUAUCUUUUUUAUAUUUUAGCAAUUUAAAGACUUUUAACAAAAAAAAUAUUUUUAUCAAAAUAAAUUUAAAAUCAGCUAAAUUUGCUAUUUAAAAUAGUGAAAUAUAAGGUUUCUUUUUUAUUCUGUUUUCUUAUCUUUUUUCAUUACUUUGUUUUAUAUGUUUUUUUUUUUUUUUUAAUUUCUUGAAUAUAUUUGAGUAAGAAUGUGAAGUAUCAAAAAAAAUUUGUAAUAUAAAAUUUUGAAAAAUAUAAACAUAGCAAAAACCUGUAGUUCAAUUAUCUUUUACAAACCAAAGUGGAAUAUUGUUUUUGCUUA
This is a messenger RNA of Hydra vulgaris (swiftwater hydra), 1799 nucleotides long. Its product is annotated as E3 ubiquitin-protein ligase CHFR. Gene Ontology annotation, molecular function: ubiquitin-protein transferase activity. The record is from RefSeq and is a predicted model, not a curated record. Gene Ontology annotation, biological process: ubiquitin-dependent protein catabolic process; mitotic cell cycle checkpoint signaling; protein ubiquitination. Gene Ontology annotation, cellular component: nucleus. NCBI's taxonomy places the organism in Eukaryota, Metazoa, Cnidaria, Hydrozoa, Anthoathecata, Hydridae.